Molecule: messenger RNA, 1299 nt
Organism: Triticum turgidum subsp. durum (durum wheat)
Lineage: Eukaryota; Viridiplantae; Streptophyta; Magnoliopsida; Poales; Poaceae
Source: the annotation of a GenBank genome assembly
AUGUCAGAUAGACAAAAGGGCCUACUAAAUGCAGUGAAUGUUGUCUUUCCUAAGUGCAACCAAAGGUUCUGCCUUAGGCAUAUCUAUGCAAACUUCCAAAAUGCUGGGUUUAGGGGGGAAGAUCUGAAGAAGUGUAUGGAUAAUGCUGCCUAUGCAUAUAGUGAACACAAAUUUAACAUUGCAAUGAAUGACCUUAGAGCUGAAUGUCAGGAAGCUUGGGAGUGGCUUUGUCAAAUACCCAAGAAAACAUGGGCAAGGCAUGCAUUUGACACAAACUGCAAGACUGACCUUGUAGUUAACAAUUUGUCUGAGGUGUUCAACAAGUAUGUCCUAGAUGUUAGGAAGAAACCAAUUAGAACAAUGUGUGAUGGAAUAAAGGAUAAGCAGAUGAUGAGGUGGCAUAGGAAUAGGGAGAGUACAAAGACAGCUAGAUGGGACAUAACACCCCAUUAUAGUGAGAAGCUAGAGGCUGAGAAGGAGAGGGCCAAAUAUUGCAAACCAAUUCAAGUUGGUGUGAACUUGUGGCAGGUUACAAGUGGGCAGCAAACCCAUGUUGUUAACUUGCAAGUGCACACAUGUGGGUGCAGAAAAUGGGACCUCAGUGGCAUCCCAUGUAACCAUGCCAUCUCAGCAAUCAACAAGGGCAAAAGAAAACCAGAGGAUUAUGUCAGCAAGUUCUUCAAGAAAGAAUUUUAUGUGGCAGCUUAUGAACCAAUGAUCUAUCCAGUUCCUGGUGAGCAUGACUGGACAAAGACCCCUAGUCCAGACAUUGACCCACCUGCAUUUAAAGUGAAGAGAGGAAGAAAGAAAGAGAAGAGGAUCGAGGGGAAAUUUGAAGUUCCAAAGCCUAAGGACACAUCAAGAAUGGGGACUAUAACAUGUGGCAAUUGUGGACUGCAAGGACAUAGGUACACAAGCUGCCUCAAGCAGUUGAAGCCUGAGCUGGCUUUGAGGAAGAACAAACAUGUGCCUCUUGCAAGGAAUUCCAAUGGUGGUGGUGGUGCUACUACACCAGCAGCAAGAACCUCUCAUGCAGCUCCUACAACAACACCAAUAGCUGGAACAGGAGGUGCUGGGAGAGGAGCUGGGAGAGUAGCUGGGAGAGGUGCUGGGAGAGGUGCUGGGAGAGGUGUUGCACCAGGUGCUGCAAGAGGUGCUGGGAAAGGGAGAGGUGCAUUCUCUGAUCCAAGACAAUCUGGUCCCUCCACAUCUACUGCUCCCUCCACAUCUGCUGCUGGGAGAGGUGCUGGUGGUAGACAUAGUGGAUGUGGGAGGUACUUCUAUGCAAGUGGUAACUAG